AUGGGGUUUAAGAAACUUAAAGUGAGCAAUGGGGACAUUAAAUACAAGAAACGUAUUGGAGUUUUAAUCUCUGGCUCAGGGACAAACCUCCAGGCGUUGAUUGACAGGAGUCUGCGGCAUGACAGUAGUUCAGAGAUUGUGCUGGUUGUUAGUAACAAGCCUGGUGUUAAGGGGCUUGAGAGAGCACAAAAUGUUGGGAUACCAACAAAGGUUAUCAAUCACAAGGAAUACAAGUCAAGGUUAGAUUUUGACAUGGCGGUACACUCGACUCUGGAGGAACAUGACGUAGAGCUUGUUUGUUUGGCUGGUUUCAUGCGUAUUUUGACUGGGGAAUUUGUGAGAAAAUGGACUGGACAGCUCAUCAAUAUCCAUCCUUCCCUGCUGCCUUCUUUUAAGGGAGUCGACGCACACAAGCAAGUGUUAGAAGCUGGUGUUACUCUAAGUGGAUGUACUGUGCAUUUUGUUGUG
Exaiptasia diaphana is the source of this 468-nucleotide messenger RNA. RefSeq names its product trifunctional purine biosynthetic protein adenosine-3. NCBI's taxonomy places the organism in Eukaryota, Metazoa, Cnidaria, Anthozoa, Actiniaria, Aiptasiidae. The record is from RefSeq and is a predicted model, not a curated record. The annotation marks the transcript as partial. Gene Ontology annotation, biological process: 'de novo' IMP biosynthetic process. Gene Ontology annotation, cellular component: cytoplasm; cytosol. The transcript is spliced from 2 exons. Gene Ontology annotation, molecular function: phosphoribosylglycinamide formyltransferase activity.